This is a messenger RNA of Ictalurus punctatus (channel catfish), 5760 nucleotides long. It is a transcript of the gene zbtb34, whose product is annotated as zinc finger and BTB domain containing 34. Gene Ontology annotation, biological process: regulation of transcription by RNA polymerase II. The transcript is spliced from 2 exons. Gene Ontology annotation, molecular function: RNA polymerase II cis-regulatory region sequence-specific DNA binding; protein binding; DNA-binding transcription factor activity, RNA polymerase II-specific. Bases 120 to 1634 code for a protein of 504 amino acids. NCBI's taxonomy places the organism in Eukaryota, Metazoa, Chordata, Actinopteri, Siluriformes, Ictaluridae. The record is from RefSeq and is a predicted model, not a curated record.
GGAGGAGGUGGUGGUGGUGGUGGUGGUUAGACUGGAGCUAAAGCGAGUCGCUCCGGAGGAAUGGACAGCAUUUAAAGCCGGAACGGUUUUCUGCAAAGCAGGUGGGACAUCAGUGAGUCAUGGAGGACGACGGCGGCUUCAUAGAGUUUGAUGUGCCAGAGUUCAGCAACACUGUCCUUAAGCAGCUCAAUGAGCUGCGGAUCCAGGGUAAGCUCUGUGAUAUAAUUGUGCACAUCCAGGGCCGACCAUUCCAGGCACACAAAGCUGUGCUGGCUGCCAGUUCACCAUACUUCCGUGACCACUCGUCUCUUGGCACCAUGAGUGGACUCUCCAUCUCUGUAAUCAAGAACCCGGCAGUGUUUGAGCAGCUGUUAACCUUUUGCUACACGGGACACAUGGAGCUGCAUCUGCGUGACGUUGUUAGCUUCCUCACAGCCGCCAGCUUCCUGCAAAUGCAGGCCGUCAUCGACAAGUGUACACAGAUCCUGGAGGGCCUCCACUCAAAGAUCACUCUGCCAGUGGUUUCUGGCCGAGCAGAAGCUGAAGAAGACCUUGAUUCUAGAGUUGUACACAAUGGUGCAAAAGAGGUGGGCAUUUUUUUGAAUCCUACCCAGAUUUCCCCACCCUAUUACCCUAGGAAAAGCCAUCAAGUGGAGGCAAGUGGAGGUGAAAAAGGGCUUGCGCACUUAACAGAGGAAGGGCAAUCAGAUCGAGGAAGCGAUUGCGCUUCAGAGCAGGAGGCAUCAAUGGAAGCAGAGCCUGAUCAAGUGGACUUGAUUGAGAAGAAUGGGCAAGUUGCCAACAUUCACAUCAAGCUGGAAAAAACAGAGCGGCCCAGCUACUCAGACAGCUCGUCAGCGGGCGAUGAUAGCUACCACACAGAAUUGGUGGAUGGUGAGCAAGUCCUAGCCGUGACUGUGGGACCUUAUGGUCCAGUGCCACCCCCUGCUCAGUACACCUAUUCGGGACUCCCUUCAUCCUGCUUUGUUGGAAUCAGUCAAUCCAGUCCCUCUCAGUCUAUUCUCAGCGGAUUUGGAGGUAGCCGCACCAGAUCUAAGCGGAAUAUGCCAGUCCCAGUACUUUCUCAGCUUAAGCCAGGCACAGAGGAUGGAGAGGGAAUAGCAUCAGGAGUUGUUUUUGAGAAUGACGUGAGGGAAAGAGGUCUCCGUGGACAUUGGUAUCCGUUCAACGAGCGCCUUGUAUGUGUCUACUGUGGCAAGUCCUUUAACCAGAAAGGCAGCCUGGACCGCCACAUGCGUUUGCACAUGGGCAUUACUCCAUUCGUCUGCAAGUACUGUGGCAAGAAGUACACGCGCAAAGACCAACUAGAGUAUCACAUCCGUGGCCACACAGACAAUAAACCCUUCCACUGCCAGAUUUGCGGCAAGUGCUUCCCAUUUCAGGGCACUCUCAACCAGCACUUGCGUAAGAAGCACAUGGGUUCCGGCAUCGAGAUGAAUAACCACACAGGCUCACAAGGGGAAGCAGCAGAUGGCCAGCGAGGGGCACCUAUGGAGGUCUCAGAGAAUGUCUUCAGUGAUGCCUAUAACGAUGAUGGGUCUACAAAAAAUAUGAGUGAGGAGAGUGUAAAGGGUAGUUCUGAAGAACCCCCUGGGUCCAGAUGUGAUUAUUAAGCAAUUGAGAUUGUAUUGGGUUUCAUUCUGUGAUGUGCAGCCUUUAAAAGUUGACCCUGUGUAGAGAAGUGGAUGUUGAACCUGCCUUGCACAUUUUGUACUUGGUUUUUUUUUUUGUUUUUUUUUUUGUUUUUUGUUUUUUGUUUUUUGUGAUCUGGUUUAAGAAUAGAACACAUUCUUAAUAAGCAAGUUUUUCAAAGGUGAGGGGAAUUGUAGUCAGGGAGAAGGACUGAGAGGGACAUCUCAAGAAUUCAGGCCUUUAAAGAGGUUUUUUUUUGUUGUUGUUUUGUUUGUUUAUAUAUAUAUAUAUAUAUAUAUAUAUAUAUAUAUAUAUAUAUAUAUAUCUUUCCAUGUUUUUAAGCAUAGAGUAAUAUAGGCAUGUUGCAAUAAUGAAUAAUGUGAAAGCUCAGUUAUGAUGCUUGUCAUAUCAUGCUUUUACCGGACCAUGUUUUUGCACAUUUGGCAUCAAGUAGGCCAAUAACUCGCAAGGAUUGGUUUUAGCUACCAGUGCAAAAGCUCUGUGACACAUUUGUUCAAUACCUCAUCAUACAAUGUAACAUACUCUCAGUAAGGCAGUAUUGUCAACGUUUGUUCAGCUCCAACCGGGUUUUACCUCAAUCCAGAACCUGAAAGGAAGUGAAGAAGCAUCUUGUAUUAAAAGGUUUCAGUUGCUUUACAUAGCAAUAUUGGCACAACACAUUUUCACUACAUAAAGGUACUACAGUGAACUGUUUGUUUCAGACUGUAUGAAAUCCAGACUGCUGUCAUUGGAUUGGUUAAAAAUGCUAUGUUUUUAAGAGAGGUGCUUUUUGGGUGGUUAGGGUUAAGUUAGGUUAUAGUCUACCUGCACUAUGCAGCAUUAAAGAUGGGGAAUUACACACCAGAUAUUAUGAAUUGUGUAGUUAUUUACACCUUGGAUCUACAACAGCAAAUAUAUGUAACAGCUGAUUCUAUUGGAAAAAAAAAACCCUCUAGAUUUUUAGAGAUUUUAAUACAAGAAAGUAUAUUAAUAAAUAAAUAAAUAUAUAAACCAGAAGAGCUGAUGUUGAUUUUAGUUUUUCUAUUGCAAUAUUCAUUUGCUGGUCUUUGGCUUUCCAACAACUUCUUGUGCUGGACCACAUUUUCCAGUAUAAAAAUCCUGACACCCAGAAAUAUAUCGGAGCAGCACAAGCCUAAUCUCAGUACUGAAAAUCAUGCCGAAAAUCCUCAACACUAAAGCGUUAAAUGCAUUUUAGUUUAGUGAAAGAUUGUCAGAGUGUCAGUACAUUAUUUAUUUUAAAGCAAAUAGAUUGGGUGUAGCUUUAGACAUUUCUGAUGAGCCAUAUCAACCAGUUUGGGGAUGAAUGUCUUUUGUUGCCUUUAAAGCUUCCUUUAAGAUUUAUUCUACAUAACGCAUACUCACUGGAGGAGAUGUCAAUUUGAAUUCUGUUGGUAUAGUCUAAACUAAUAUCUUUGUGAAGAAAUUUACACAAACCAUAAAAUUUGUUGAAAUUUCAAAGUUGACUAAGUUCAUGUUCCAAAGUUGACACUCCCUUCCUUAGCAAUUUGACAAAUGGGUUAUGAUACUAAUCUCAAGAAAACCAUAAUUGAACAUCCUGUUUCCACUGUCAAGGUGGCAAAAUCUACCGAAUUAUAGCCUAGAUACUCCAACAAUGCUGCACCAUUUUACUUCUACUUACAGUCAUUAGUUUUAUUAUUUAUGAUUGCAGUUUUUAGACAUGAAAAUAUUGUUUUAAGCUGGAAAUGUUUAAAAAUGUAAAGCUUGUAGAUACAGAAUUGAUUCUAGGAGUGUGUUUGGCUAACAGUGAGAGGAACACUGCUGCACCAUUAGCAAUAUAGUCUGACUCUAGAAAUAAUGUACAAAACCUAUUGUUGAGAAAAUUACAUGAAUCUGAUCUCUUCAGGUUAAAAUAUGAGUAGUUGUACAGUUCAAAGUUGGUUUACUUUUGCUUUGACGGUGUUCUUUAAAAAAAUCUACUGAAAUUAAAUUACUAGCUUUCCAAUUAAAGCUUGUGUAAUUGAUGCAUGUUGACUUUGAAGGCACCCAAGUUUUCAUCCCCAUGAAUGUAACUUUAUGUAGAGCAAACUUUACACUGCAUGACUAUAAGGUUUGCUUUCUUCACUGACCAACAUAGAUAACGGUGUUUGUUCUAAUCUCCAGUCUCAUUCUGCACAUAGUUCUUAUGUGUAAAAUGUGCAGACACACUUCCAUUAUAAGUCAGGUGAAAAAGUUUACCUGUGACAAUCGCUGGAAAUUUUUUCUAACAAUGUUUUGGAAAACAGUGACUCACAAUGCUCUGUUUGUACUCUUUGCUAUUUGUGUCAUGUUGUUAAUUCUGUCACUGUAAAAUUUAGUGCUUUUUGCUCUGUGAGACACUUGUGCAGAUUGCUUAACAGAUACCACUUAUGCUAGGCAUUUCCCAUUUGCUAUUGAAACCCCCUUAUUGAAGAUCAUAGCACUUAAUUUGAAGUAAUAUGUGUCUACAGUAUUGUAAAGUUGACUUUUUCCUCAUUUUACAGCAUCUUCUUCCCUAGACCAAAGCAGAUGGUUUUAUGGUUGAUUUAUAAAUGGUGCGCUUUUUUUUUGUCUUUACAUUAUUUUCUAAACACAGCUAGUUUAUUUAAAUCAGUUUGUCCUUGGAUGUUUUAUAUUGUGAUGAAACUGUCAAACCCUUUGUCUUAAAAAGUCUUUUCAUCUAAGGUGAGAUUUCGCACAAGAGAAAAGUAGCAGUGCUUCAUAGAAUCCUGUGGAGGUUCUGUUCUAGUUUAACUUUUAGUGAAAUAGAUUUUAUUUAGUUGUGUUGUUUUGUUUGUUUGUUUGUUUUUUGUUUUGUUUUUCUUUUCUCUUGUGGCAAAUCAGUCGAAAGACUUCAAAGCCUAUGUUUGCAAGCAGGUAUAAACGGAUGAUUGCUAGUUUCAUUUCUGUGUUGAGAAUGUGGCAGUAUGCAGUCAGCAGUGGUCCUCUGAUGGUCCCUUUCCAUUUUGGAAAUAAAGAGUAGCUGAUAUUCUGCACAGCAGCAGAUGAGCUACAGUCAAUUAUGUAUGUACCAUAAAAUAGGUGUACAUGUGCCUAGUGCCCACAGCCAUUGUUCUGGUGAAAAUGACAUGUUUUUGAUUGGUAAGAUCACACGUAGAAAAGAGAUUAGAUUAUGUCUACCUAAUAGUUAAUGCAAUAUUGGCCACUAACCAAAGAGCAAACCAAAAAAACAUGCGGUGUUGAUUAUAUACGCUGCAUAGUUGAGUGUUGAGAGCAAACCCAAAUCCCACAACCAAUGAGAAUCAUGAAACAGUUUUCCAGUUUUACCAGUGCUUGACUUCUUGCUAUGAUUUUGUUUUUUCUUUCUUUAACUGUAUAUGAACAAAAGAGAAAAUCUGCUAACUUGCAGUUAAGGUAAAUGUUAAGGUGACUUAAGCCAUAAAUAUGUGAUAGUAGUGCUGGAAUGACUGGAGGUUUUAAUUUCUUUGAAGAACAAAUGAUUUAAAAACCUCAGUUCUUACUGAAUAAUCUGUAUUAGGAUUGAAUCUGUGCCUUGCCACAAAACAUGCUAAUUUACCUUCUAUACCCCUUUUCUAAAAUCAUUUACAGGACAGAUACCUUGUGCACGAAUCAGUUAAUUUUGGUCAAUAUGUAUUUAUCAAGUAAUUGAUACUUAUGCUUAUUAACACCACUUGUCAGGGUUCUUGUUUUAUACAUGCAUAUAAUCUUUUACCUGUUGCUUUUAUGUUAUAAUAUGUGUUAAAGUUUUAUGGAGUUAAGCAGUUAAAUGCAGUAGCAGAGGUGUUGCAUUAAUAUAUGUAAUAUGCAGUUUUAACCGGAAGAGAUUGUAGCAGGUCAUAAAGGGACAAUCAGACAGCUUCAUACACGAGAAGCUACCUCUUGAAAUAAGUGAAUUAUACCUUCAACUAUUGAAUUUAACUUUUAAUUAGAUCUUGGCUGAAUGAAUCUUUUCAUUGUGCCAACCACUCUGCAGUUUAAUGUUGAAGUGCAUGCUAGACCACUUGUAGAUGUAGAAAUGUACUGCAUGAUGGUUACCACAUCUAUGACAAAAACCGAAAUAGAGAUGUUUUUUCUGUUUGUUUUAUUUUUGUUUUUAAUGUUAUUAUCUGGCAUGCACUUAAGAUAAAC